AUCCUAAUGGGAUUUUUCCCCUCUUUUAGCGGUGAAGGUUGAAAACUUCACCUUAUUUGAAGAGAAGCUGAAGCUGGAGGCGCAUACAGCCAAUAUGAUUCCCUGUGUGUUUCACACACGGCGCCGCCUCAACCCACUCAGAGUCCAACUGGAAUGGGGUAAAAUGGAUAAGGAAGGUUACGUGCCCCUCAUACACCUGGACGGAAACCACGUGAGAAAGGCAGCGGCUGAUUUUGGGGAUAAAUACCAGCUGUUUAUACCCCAAGUGUCACAAGGGAACUGCUCCCUUGUGAUAAAUCCCACGGAUAUUGCAGACAGCGGCACUUAUCAGGUCCGGCUGAGGAUUCUAGGAAAGCUGUACGAGCCGGUUCCAUCCAUAGAGAUUCAGGUUGUCGAUCAGCGCAAAGUUGAGUCCCGGGCAUGGGGCAAGAAAAAGACGACUGUACCGCCAACCACUAUUGCAACAGUACCACCAGGAUUUGUUGACGACGUCCAAAAAAGACUUGUGAAAAUUGAUAAGAUGGCGAUUAUAGUGAUUGUACUUAAUGGGGUGUUCGUUGGUAUAGCCAUACUGCUAGGAGUCCUUGUAUUUAUUACGUACAGGAAAAAGAGUUCCUCUGGCGAUGAGGAGAACCCACCAAAAAAACGGAAACAGAAAGGAAAGAAGGAACCAUCUGACGAGAGUGAGGAAAGCUCAUCCAGUGAGUCAGAAGAGAGCUCUAGUGAGAGUUAAUAGGAGAGACUGGGCAUCAUUACAUGAUGUGGGAGGGAGGAGGGCCAGUC
Molecule: messenger RNA, 783 nt
Organism: Xenopus tropicalis (tropical clawed frog)
Lineage: Eukaryota; Metazoa; Chordata; Amphibia; Anura; Pipidae
Exons: 4
Coding region: 95-733 (212 amino acids)
Source: RefSeq, a predicted model, not a curated record